Molecule: messenger RNA, 2631 nt
Organism: Fonsecaea pedrosoi CBS 271.37
Lineage: Eukaryota; Fungi; Ascomycota; Eurotiomycetes; Chaetothyriales; Herpotrichiellaceae
Exons: 5
Coding region: 1-2631 (876 amino acids)
Source: RefSeq, a predicted model, not a curated record
AUGGCGGUGGCUGAGAAGUGGAAUCGGCUGAAGCCCGCAAUCGCCCGCCUCUACGUGGAGGAAAACCGGAAGGCUGAGGAGGUGCAGGAAAUCAUUCGCCGCCAGUGCGGCUUCGAUCUUGGGAUCCAUCAACUCAAAUACCAGAUCAGAAAAUGGAAGCUGAAGAAGAACAUCCCGACCCCGGCCAAGACCAAGAUGUUCGAGAUGAAGGAGUCAAGAGCCUCCAGAGGAAAAGAAACAGUCUUCGAGUACCAUGGAAAGGCGGUCGAUAACAAAAAGCUCGCUAGACUGGCCAAAAAUAUGGUUCACAAGAUCCCAGGAGCAAGGAAGGAGAUGACAAAGCUCGAUAUCACGCCUGGAAUCUUCAUCGUGUGGAACAUGCCUUAUGGGGCACUGCGAUACUCUCAAGCAGGCCCGAUCAACCACAUCUCGCCCAACGUUGUAGCAUCUACGCCUGCUGGAAACAGUGACAUUGUGGCAAGAACCCCAGGGUUGUACGGAGCGCAGAGUCCAGCAGCCGACUCUCCAUCCAGGCUUUCUAGGGCCCUGAGGACAAAAACAGCCCUGGAGAGGGCAUACUUGUUCGUGGAAGGGAAGCACAACGAGCUCCUCAGGUCAAUGGAGAGGUCCGAGCGAAUGACCAUGGCUACAUGGCUGUAUCAUUUCUGGCUCUUUGCAUACAAGACGGCCAGAUACUGGGGAAGAGGCCCUCACAACUGGACCGCAGAUCUUCUCGAGCUUGACAAGUACAUGGAAAACCUCUCCAUCUCUACGGUUGGAACGCCGGGUGGGCCUGGGGCAAGCUCAGAUGUCGAACAACGCCAUGUUCCCGCAAGUCAAUGGCUCUCAGAUGGCAUUACCCCAAGCAUCCUCUGUAACUGGGGGGUCCAUGUUCCCGGAAUGAGCUAUGAGCGCGCUCCGCACGACUUCGAGGACGACGACUCUGACGACGACGAGGACCACUCUGACAACGAGUGGAGGGGCUGGCCACAGGCGUGGAAGCGCGACAGCUUCGUCAAGAAGCUUCACACCGCCCUGUCGCAAGAUCUUUUCAGCAAUAUCGAUGCCGACGACCUUCCGAUCGCGCUCUCUCGCCUCUUGACAAAUUCCAGUGGUACUAGAGAUCAGUUUCUUGAGGAAGGUCUGGCUUUCAGCAUCAUAGGCCGCAAUGUCGACCUCAUUUUCUCGCUGGCGAGGACGAUUAGGCCCCGUGAAGUUGAUGUCAAGGGCCUAUUCCCUUUCCAUCUGGCCACUACUUAUCUGUGUGGGUCGAACCCGUGUUGCAAUGCUUUUGCACGACUGCUCUAUCACCACGACAUGUACCCCAUCAGGGCCAUGUACAUCAACGACCGCGGCCAUACAGUUCUGGACAAUCUCAUGAUUGUCAUUGUCAAGGCGCACACAAGCUGCGUUCCUGUCGACGUGGAUGAGAAGAUGAAGUCUCAGAGACGUUUCGCGGGCGAAGAAGUCGACGUAUGUGGAAGAUGGGAUGCCGAUUCCGAAGAGAUCAGAGCUCUUUUGGCCAGGAGGUUGUCCAGGAUUCCCUUUGACUGGAAGCACAAGUUCUGUCACACCUCGACCCAGGUCGUGUGCCACUGCAUCAGCCUUAUGUUUGGUGCUCCCUGGAAGCCCGACAUCAACCAUCCAAGUGGCCUGUUCAAGAAACAGUGUCAGCACUGCACACUACGCUUAACACUGCUGCCACUCCACACAUUGGUAAUGGUUGCAUUCCUACUCGCCGAACGAGGCUGCGAGGAGGAGGACCUAUUCGGCAUCAUUGCGUGCUUGAUUCGCCUGCUCUCGAGAGGCGCGAACCCGCUUCUAAGUUCGAGGCUGUCAGCGCCGGUAUUGUAUGGCACGGAUCAAGAUGUCUGUUGCACUCACGAGACCCUGACGCCUUUGCAGCUUGUGGAACGCUUGCCUCAGCAGUGUUUGCAAAGAUGGACUCCUGCUAUCCGCACUGGCUGGAUCAUUCUUAGCCAUGUGCUCAGACUUUCGGAGAGAGCCUGGCGCCCAAGUACAGCUCAAGCCACGACGAGCCCAACCCUUGACUUCAGUCGGUUUAUUAGCUAUCCUGACGAUGAGUACGACCGUUAUGCAGGCGAUUCGAUUGAUGUCGACCCUGCUGGAGAUGCGAUGGAUAUCGACCAUGACACAGUCAGUGAUGAUGUUGUCGAUGAAGACAUCCAUCACUGUUACGAGUGUGGCAACACCAACCACUUUCGCGGCAGCCACCAGCUUCGUGACCUCUGGGCAGCCAUACAAGCAGAGCUACUCACAUAUAGACGUCUAAGGGACGGGCACAGAUGGGUUUCGCCAAACUUCAACAUGGAUGAAGUGCUUCGGAGUCUCGAGAGAGGUCGCCCGGUCCAGGUCGGUCUGAUUGAACGCAAACUGCUCCGCGACUACUGUGACUGCGGCAAUUUCCUUGCUUCCAAAGACCAUGACUGCCCGUGUGUCGACAUGGUUUGUGCCGAAUAUUUUUCGAACCUGGAAGAAUGGGAGCGCACGACAUUCUUGUGGUGUCCGGAGAAGGGGUGGCAUCAGGCGGAGGCCUCAGACAAAGAGGACAACGACUAUAACGACCCAGACUAUCCUGACGAGGAAGAGAGUGACGACGAGGAUUUCUGA